Messenger RNA from Pteropus alecto (black flying fox), 2106 nucleotides. It is a transcript of the gene MFNG, whose product is annotated as MFNG O-fucosylpeptide 3-beta-N-acetylglucosaminyltransferase. The transcript has 8 exons. Gene Ontology annotation, molecular function: O-fucosylpeptide 3-beta-N-acetylglucosaminyltransferase activity. Bases 244 to 1209 code for a protein of 321 amino acids. Gene Ontology annotation, biological process: pattern specification process; regulation of Notch signaling pathway. Gene Ontology annotation, cellular component: Golgi membrane. The record is from RefSeq and is a predicted model, not a curated record. NCBI's taxonomy places the organism in Eukaryota, Metazoa, Chordata, Mammalia, Chiroptera, Pteropodidae.
GGGCCAGGCGCCCCAGAGCCCGCGGCGGGAGCGCAGCCAGAGCAGGUGGAGGGCUGGCGGCAGUGGUGGAGGGGCUGCCAUGGCUCGGCCUCUGGGGCCAGAGCACUAACUCCCACCUCUUCCCUCCUUGCCUGUCUCCGAUGCCUGCCAGACUUUGGCCUUUGCCGGGCACCCCGCCUGACCAGCCUCCCCUCCCCGUCCAGUUGGGAUUGGGGGGCUGAGCCGUCUGGGGUCCGAGGGCCAAUGCAGUGCCGGCUCCUCCGGGGCCUGGCCGGAGCCCUCCUCACCCUUCUGUGCACGGGGCUCCUCUCCCUUCGGUACCACUUGAGCCUGUCUCCGAAGGGCGUUCAGGAGACUCCGGGGCUGAGCCCGCCAAGCCAUCCGCCCCCAGAGCUGCAGCUGCGGGAUGUCUUCAUCGCAGUCAAGACGACCCGGACCUUCCACCGCUCGCGCCUGGAGCUGCUGCUUGACACGUGGGUCUCCAGGAUCAGGGAACAGACAUUCAUCUUUACUGACGGCCCGGAUAAAGGCCUCCAGGAGAGACUGGGGCCACACCUUGUGGUCACCAACUGUUCUGCGGAGCACAGCCACCCCGCCCUGUCUUGCAAGAUGGCUGCUGAGUUUGAUGCCUUCUUGGCCAGUGGGCUGAGGUGGUUCUGCCACGUGGAUGAUGACAACUAUGUGAACCCAAGGGCACUGCUGAAGCUGCUAAAGGCCUUCCCACAGGCCCUCGACGCCUACGUAGGUCGGCCUAGCCUGAACCGGCCUAUCCACGCUUCUGAGCCGCGGCCCCACAACCGCACGAGGCUGGUGCAGUUCUGGUUCGCCACUGGGGGUGCUGGCUUCUGUAUCAACCGCAAACUAGCUUUGAAGAUGGCUCCAUGGGCCAGCGGCCCCCGCUUUGUGGAAACAUCCGCCCUCAUCCGGCUGCCUGAUGACUGUACCGUGGGCUACAUCAUUGAGUGCAAGCUGGGUGGCUACCUGCAGCCCAGUCCCCUCUUUCACUCCCACCUGGAGACCCUACAGCUGCUGGGGGCUUCCCAGCUCCCAAAGCAGGUCACCCUCAGCUAUGGUGUCUUUGAGGGGAAGCUCAACGUCAUUAAGCUCCAGGGCCCCUUCUCGCCUGAGGAGGACCCUUCCAGGUUUCGUUCCCUACAUUGUCUCCUCUACCCAGAUACUCCCUGGUGCCCACAGCUGGAGACCCAGUGAACCCCCAACUACUGGGCAACUGUUGGGCUGAGACCUCUGGUUGUUCCUCGCCUCCCAAGGCAGCCUGAGUGCUUGUGGCAAGUGCCCUGGGGUGGGCAGUCCCUGGCAGGGCCUCCAAGUGGUGGGAAAGCCCAAGAUUGGAUGGUGGAUGGUGGUGAAGGCAUCUCAGGUCCCUGGGAGGAGGGUUAGACAGCCCAGGGACCAGGGCCAGAGAGACUCCAGAGGCUGGGCUGCCAUGGGCCCUGGGUGGCUAAAUUGAAUGAGGAUGGGGACCAUUAAGCUGGGCUAGGGCUCAGUGGUCCUAACCCUCUAGAGAAUUACAUGGGCCUCUUGGUGGGGUCUGGCUUCCACCCCCAACUCUGGCCUCUCAGUCAUUCCUCUGGAGUCAAAUGCUGGGCCACCCACUCCUGGAUCCCUUGGCUGGGUCCCCAACCACUGAGAAACCCAGGUGGAAAAGUGGCAGAGUGCAGACAUUAUGGCAGAUACUGUUUUGUUGACCAGUCUCCAGCUCCUCGCUCUCUACCCCUUGCUAACAGAACCCGAUUUUGUUUGGAGUAUCAGCCUGCCCAGACAAGAUAAUGCAUCAUGACGGGUCCCAGUCAAUCUUGAUGAUCCUUUUGCUCACUUUCUCAGCCUCCCUUGCUGUUAGGAGCUACCAUGUGUCCCAUCUGGCUCUGGCCGGAGCCAGAGCUCUGUCUGUUAAUGUGAACUAAGCAAAGCCAAUGGAGAGGAUUCUGGGGAAAGUUUGUGGCCCCAUACCUCAUCUUCCUGCUGUGAAUGUGGGUGUGAUGUCUGGAUCUGGGGCAGCCAUCUUGCUGCCAUGAAGGAAAGGCCAAGACAAUCAUCUACCCUCGUUCUUUCCAGCACCUGGUUCUGCAAGAAAAUUAAAUCCUUAUU